AUGAGCGCACCAGCAUACGACCCGGGUCCGGAGCAUUUUCAACAAUUCCCUCCAAACAGAAUCAUAGUUAUCCACCCUGGAUCACUUUAUGUGCGCAUAGGUAGGGCGUCUGACCUUCUACCAGUCAAACAGCUGCACUGCAUCGCCAGACAAAGGCGCCCAGGAGGCAAAAUAUACAGGGAUCCGUUCAUACCGCCAAGUGUGCCGAAAACUAAAGAACUGAUCGAAGAGCUGGAAGAAUGUCGUUUACAAAUCUCGCACACGCUACAAACGUGCGUACAGUCGAAUGGCGCGCGCCGAUACGCGACCCCGCCGCAGCAAAUCGCUGCUUUUAACCGUCGCUCCUUGCCAGAAUGCGAAAGCGAUGGUGAACCCUGGCCACAAGUCCAAUGCGAAAUUAUUGUGGGUGACUUGGUCCUCGAUAUUGACCCUGAGUUACCUUACAACAUACAUUUUCCUUACAGAAGAGGAGAUUUCAAUUUGCACUCUGAAGUAGGAGGUUCAAUAUCCUCUGUACUGAAUGAUCUUUACACUAUAUGGAGUUCCAUAAUAGAAUACAAAUUGGGUAUACCCUUAAUUGAACUUAUAAAGUACAGGUGUGUUUUAUUAAUACCAGAUAUUUAUUCAAGAAGCCAUUUGAAGUGUUUAAUGUCAUUAUUGUUAAAAGAUUUGGGCUUCGGACAUUGUUUUCUUGUUCAGGAGAGUGUUGGGGCAACUUUUGGAGCUGGCAUAGGUUCCGCUUGUGUAGUAGACAUUGGUGACCAAAAAACGGCCAUAUCAUGUGUAGAAGAUUGUAUUUCCCAUAAGACGACUAGGUUAAGAAUGGACUAUGGAGCCGGAGAUGUUUGUCAAGCUUUAUCCUGGAUGUUCCACAAAAGUGCAUUCCCCUAUAAAAACUGGACUGAAAAUAUACCAAGAGAUGUUGUACUGAUGAGGACAUUGUAUGAGAAUUUCUGCCAUGUGAACCUGGACAUUUGUGGUCCACAGGAGAAGUCAUUUCUUGUAGAUCAUCCUGGAGAUGUAGUUAACAAAUACACACUGCAAGUUGGUGACGAAUGCAUUAUCUCACCCUUGUCGAUGUUCUAUACAGAUUUGUUAAAAAUUACGGGGUCGAAAGCUACUAAGACACUGUCUCGUCAACCAAGUGACCCUGAAGAUCCUUUUGAUGCUGAGUUUUUGAGAGAAACAGGAAGAAAACGUGAGACAGCCGAUCCUACUGCUAAUGAUGGCCAACAGUUUGAGGCUGCCAAUGAAACACAGCCAAAUACUAACCCAGAUGAGGAUAUUGUUGUAGAUGCUUUAGAAGGUGGUCCAGGAGAUGUUUCUCUUGCUCCAGGGCAAGUUUUGGCUUUAGAUGCAGCAAUACUGCAAAGUAUAGAUCGCUGUCCAAGUGAGGAAUUAAAAAGAAAAAUGUAUAGUAACAUUUUGAUUGUAGGAGGAGGGGUGAAAGUCCAAGGCCUGUACCUUUGGCUGCAGAAUCGUCUGGCACUGCAAAUACCUUACACUUAUAAGACUGAACAGUUAGAAAUAGUUACGUCACCGAAAGAUAUUGAUCCAGCCAGUACUGUGUGGAAAGGUGCAGCGGUCAUGUCUUGUUUGGAGUCUGCCAUCGAGCUGUGGAUUAAUCAAAGUGAAUGGAACAAAUUUGGUUUAAGAAUAUUAAGAGAAAGAGCUCCUUUUAUUUGGUGA
Chilo suppressalis (striped riceborer) is the source of this 1689-nucleotide messenger RNA. NCBI's taxonomy places the organism in Eukaryota, Metazoa, Arthropoda, Insecta, Lepidoptera, Crambidae. The record is from the annotation of a GenBank genome assembly.